Messenger RNA from Tripterygium wilfordii, 1074 nucleotides. RefSeq names its product leucoagglutinating phytohemagglutinin-like. The coding region runs from base 13 to 870 and encodes 285 amino acids. Gene Ontology annotation, molecular function: carbohydrate binding. The transcript has 2 exons. The record is from RefSeq and is a predicted model, not a curated record. NCBI's taxonomy places the organism in Eukaryota, Viridiplantae, Streptophyta, Magnoliopsida, Celastrales, Celastraceae.
UAUCCUACAACCAUGACAAUCCUACUUCUAUUCCUCUUCACUACUUUCAACCAAGUUUUUAUAAGCCAUGCAUCUUCAAGCAACUCCCAUGUUGUCACCUUUGAUUUCCCCAAGUUCAGCUCGAAAAGUUGCAGUGAUGGCACUCUAAUCUGCUUGGGAACAGCUACAAGUAACGAUGGAUACUUAAGCCUUACGACAGAGCCACAGAACGGAAAUUUAGAACCAACACUGUCUCAAAUGGGCAGAGUUCUUUAUAGAAAUCCUGUGUUUGCGUGGCCGGCAAUUAUCUCCACAAAGUUUACUUUUAGGAUUUCCCCCUAUCCCAAUUCUGCUUGUGGGGUUGCAGAUGGAAUGACCUUUGUUAUGGCACCGGACAAUAGUCCGGCACCACCGGGGAGCGCAGGUGGAUAUCUAGGAAUCUUCAAAGAUGGUGGCACUGUCGUUGGUCAAUUAGCUGUGGAGCUAGACACCUACAAGAACGAUUUUGAUAUAGACAACAACCAUAUUGGUAUUGACACAACAAGUAUAACCAACCCACUCGCUGCUAAGAGUCUAGCUGGCACUGGCAUUGACCUCCAAAGUGGAAAAGAUAUCAAAGUCCAAAUUGACUACAAUGCCUGGACAAAUAUGCUUCAAGUAUCUAUGGCAUACUCAUCUGAUCCACUGGUGAAUAUUCUCAAUCAACCUAUUGUGUUAUCAAGUAUCGUUCCACAGUCAGUUUACGUGGGUUUCACGGCUGCCACCGGAGGUUGUUCAGAAAGCCAUAAGAUCAUUGACUGGUCAUUUACAUCUAUCAAAUCAGGAUCAGACGAAAAGUUGACCGCCCGAUCGGAACUACCUGACAACCUAAAACUAUCUUAUGCAUCAUAAGUAGGAAACACUAUCAAACUAGUGAGCAACUGAUCGAAUUUCCAGCUUAUGUAAGGAGCAAAAAUAAAGGGAUUUGCUAACUUGUGCUUUGUGCAAAGGUUAAUAAGAAGUCUCAAAAGUUGUCAACUUCUUGGCAUGAAUAUGAAUUCCAUUUUCACAUGCAUGUAAUUGUCUUAUUGAGCCAAAAUUUACCCAUCUCAACUA